Molecule: messenger RNA, 1770 nt
Organism: Hippopotamus amphibius kiboko
Lineage: Eukaryota; Metazoa; Chordata; Mammalia; Artiodactyla; Hippopotamidae
Gene: STAMBPL1
Product: STAM binding protein like 1
Exons: 11
Coding region: 193-1503 (436 amino acids)
Biological process (GO): protein K63-linked deubiquitination
Cellular component (GO): endosome; membrane
Molecular function (GO): metal-dependent deubiquitinase activity; protein binding; K63-linked deubiquitinase activity
Source: RefSeq, a predicted model, not a curated record
CCCCGCUGAAGCGCCUUCGAGCAAAGACCACCGCGGCCCGGGCUGCAGCGGCCAGACGGAUGCCAAGGCCACACGGCAGGCGCGGGGACAGCCGCUGCAGUCGCCGUCCCACGCGGGCUGCGGAUGUCGGGGGCUGCUGAUGAAGUGAUUGAGAAGAAACAGUAAAGACUGUCGUUUUGUAGACAGGACAACAUGGAUCAGCCAUUAACUGUGAAUUCCCUGAAAAAGUUAGCAGCAAUGCCUGACCACACGGAUGUUUCCCUCAGCCCUGAAGAGCGAGUCCGGGCGCUAAGCAAGCUCGGUUGUAACAUCACCAUCAGUGAAGAUAUCACGCCGCGCCGCUACUUUAGAUCCGGAGUAGAAAUGGAGAGGAUGGCCUCUGUGUAUUUGGAAGAAGGAAACUUGGAAAAUGCCUUUAUUCUUUAUAAUAAAUUUAUAACUUUGUUUGUAGAAAAGCUUCCCAGCCAUCGAGAUUACCAGCAGUGUGCAAUACCCGAAAAGCAGGAUGUUAUGAAGAAACUGAAGGAGAUUGCAUUCCCAAGGACGGAUGAAUUGAAAAAGGAACUUUUAAAGAAAUAUAAUGUAGAAUACCAAGAAUAUUUGCAAAGCGAAAACAAAUAUAAAGCUGAAAUUCUCAAAAAACUGGAGCAUCAGAGAUUGAUAGAGGCGGAAAGAAAACGGAUCGCUCAGAUGCGCCAGCAGCAGCUAGAAUCAGAGCAGUUUUUGUUUUUUGAAGAUCAGCUCAAGAAGCAAGAAUUAGCCCGGGGUCAGAUGCGAAGCCAGGAAGCUCCAGCGCAGUCGGAGCAGAUUGAUGGGAGUGCUUUGUCCUGCUUUUCCACACACCAGAACAAUUCUUUGCUGAAUGUAUUUGCAGAGCAGCCUAAUAAAAGUGAUGCAACCAAUUACACUGGCCACUCGCCUCCCGUAAACAGGGCCUUAAAGCCAGCUGCGACGCUAAGUGCUGUUCAGAAUUUAGUGGUUGAAGGACUGAGAUAUGUCGUUUUACCAAGAGAUCUUUGCCACAAAUUUCUGCUUCUGGCAGAAUCUAAUACAGUGAGAGGAAUAGAAACCUGUGGAAUACUCUGUGGGAAACUGACACACAAUGAAUUUACUAUUACCCACUUAAUCGUGCCAAAGCAAUCUGCGGGACCAGACUACUGCGACGUGGAGAAUGUAGAAGAAUUAUUCAGUUUUCAGGAUCAACACGACCUCCUCACUCUGGGGUGGAUCCACACACAUCCGACCCAAACUGCGUUCUUAUCCAGUGUUGAUCUCCACACUCACUGUUCCUAUCAGCUCAUGUUGCCAGAGGCCAUUGCCAUCGUCUGUUCACCGAAGCAUAAAGAUACCGGCAUCUUCAGGCUCACCAGUGCUGGCAUGCUUGAGGUUUCCACUUGUAAAAAGAAGGGCUUUCAUCCACACACCAAGGACCCCAGGCUGUUCAGUAUAUGCAAACACGUGUUGGUAAAAGACAUAAAAAUAAUCGUGCUGGAUCUGAGGUGAUACGUUCGGAAGAUGAGCACCGUCCACACCGGACAUUUACUCAUGGACGUGUGGUUGCUGGAUUUUCUUAAGAUGUUUCCUGAAAUGACUGAUAUUUUAUAUUUAUACAUUUUAGAUCAGAAAGUUUGAUAUUUAUUACUUUUGCACAUUUUGAAGCUUUCUUUUUGGGUUGCUUUGUCUCGAGAGAGAUUACAGUGGAGUUAAAUCAGUACCUAUUAAUGUGCUCAAGUACUAUGACCAGAUAAUAAAUUGUGCUGCACACAACAA